Messenger RNA from Lolium rigidum, 892 nucleotides. RefSeq names its product zinc finger BED domain-containing protein RICESLEEPER 2-like. Gene Ontology annotation, molecular function: DNA binding; protein dimerization activity. Bases 101 to 805 code for a protein of 234 amino acids. The transcript has 3 exons. Lineage: Eukaryota; Viridiplantae; Streptophyta; Magnoliopsida; Poales; Poaceae. The record is from RefSeq and is a predicted model, not a curated record.
ACACACAGAUUGGGAGCAUGCUCGUAAAUUUACCAAAUUUCUGAAACAUUUAUACAGAAUCACAUGUGGAGUUUCAGAGACUAAGCAUGUUUAUUCCCACAUGUUGUUUCAAAAUGUUGCCGCUAUAAACGAGCUGUUGGCACGUUUCUGUGAUGGUGAUGAUAAUACCUUCAAACCUGUUGCUAUUAAGUUGAAGGAGAAAUACAUUAAGUAUUGGGGGGAUCCUGAAGAGAUGAACAUGUUGAUAUUUGUUGCUGCUAUUCUUGAUCCGAGGACCAAGCAAUCUGAACGUUUGAAGAUACCUGUUUUAUUGACAUAUGGUGAGACUAGAGGUGAACAAGUAUUGGAGAAGGUAAAUCAGACAUUGCACUCUCUUUUCAAGGAAUACAAGUGCUUGUAUGAGCAAGUUGGAAGCGAAGGUGAUGGUUCAGAAACAGAACCUAGUUGUAGUGAAUCAAGUUUUAAACACUACCUGUAUUUAUACCAAAAGGAAAGGAAAGCUGCAGCUGCUGCAGAUGUCAGAACUGAAUUAGAGAAGUAUAUUUCUCAAGAGGUUGAAUGGCAGUAUUCAGGUUUUGACAUUCUCACUUGGUGGAAAUAUAAAACACACGAGUUUCCAAUACUUUCGCGCAUGGCUCGUGAUAUAUUGGCCAUCCACAUGUCAACAGUUUCUUGUGAAUCAGCUUUUAGUACUGGUGGUUGUGUUCUUCACGAUUUUAGAAGCUCAUUGCCUCCUUUGGUGGUGCGGAGUUUGAUAUGCGCACAUGAUUGGGUUCGUCAACCGUCGAAUGAUGCAAAGAGUUGAGUGAAUUCGAGCAGUAAGCAUCUGCUGACUCAGAGUGGCGUUGAUGCUUGAAGAAUGAUUGAAUGGAGCCAUUGAAACGUGUUGGAG